This is a messenger RNA of Hyposmocoma kahamanoa, 4153 nucleotides long. Its product is annotated as zinc finger protein basonuclin-2-like. Gene Ontology annotation, biological process: regulation of DNA-templated transcription. The coding region runs from base 188 to 3352 and encodes 1054 amino acids. Lineage: Eukaryota; Metazoa; Arthropoda; Insecta; Lepidoptera; Cosmopterigidae. Gene Ontology annotation, cellular component: nucleus. The record is from RefSeq and is a predicted model, not a curated record. The transcript has 2 exons.
AGUGUCCGGUCUCGCAGACUGUUAGACGGUCGUGUUAACGCGCUCGAUACUCGACAUAAUCACGAAUAUAUUUAUGUCUCGUACGUACUUACAUGUAUAGCUUGGAUUAGAUGUGCAAUGUACUGUGAAGUGACACUUUGUGCGAUUUGAUGUAUGUUUAUGAGGAAGAGUAGAGAAAGAAGCAUUCAUGAUUCAGGAAUCUCAAUCAAGCAACUCUGAAAGAUGGGGUGGAAGAGGUCCGGAGCACAACAUGGCUCUACAGCAGAUCCUCAAACUACAAGAAGCCAGAGCCCUCCACAAAACUUCUCUAUUACCAAUUUACAAGAAGAAUGGCCUACCUUCUCCUGGAGCAAGUCACAGCUACGAACAAGUCAGAGAUAAGAGGGAUUAUGAUCCUAGAGCUCUUGACCAGUUGAAGUUGGAAGCUGAGUUCCGUAGGCUCAUGGAACAUUCUGGCAAAGACGCCAAAAAUGAAGACUCUUUAAAAUAUUUUCAACACAUGAUGGAAGCGAAACAGCACUUUGAUUACAUAAAGAGCAUUCAAGACAAAGAAAUGAGAAAGGAUUCCAGGAAUAACGAUAAUUUAGAAGUGAAAAAGGAAUCGACAUCACCCGCUGCUAACCGGUCAUCACCUAUACACAGUCAUUCGCCGCUUCACAGAGCAUCUUCUGCUGAAGGCUCGCCUAACCACAGUGUCCGCUUAUCAACCUCGUCCAGUCCUCUUUCUACUACUAGUCCAGUCAACUCAUCUCCUUUAAGUCAUCUCCAAAACAUGCAACCUUUCGAUUUUCGUAAACAUAAAAUCAGUGAAUAUAACGAAAAAGAAGAGACAAGGAAACCAAACUACGAUAUCAGCUCAGCAGAAAAGGCGAUAGAUUUGAUGAGAAGUCAAUUUCUGAACUUUCCGUUACCACCUAACUUACAAAUUCCACCAACAUUUAGCCACUCUGCAGCUAUGGUUGCUGCUCUCAGUCAAAAUCCAAUGGGACUCGCCUCGCUACAAGCUCUCCUUCCUCAAAUGUCCGCCAAACCAGUGGAAAAUAAUGAAAGCAAACCUAACAAUUUAAAUGAAAAACCAAAAUCAGACGAACGACGCACUGACGAGGAAAACAUCCUUAAUUUGAGUAAAGAUGCUUAUGUCGACGUAGCACAAAGUACUAGAAACAUGAUGCUAGGCAAAUGCAUUAGCCCACCAAAGAGGCAAUGGGGCGCAUCUCAAUUGCCCUUGAAUUUAGGCACACAUUUCAUCAAUCCAGUUACUGGAAAGAAGAGAGUUCAGUGUAACGUUUGUUUAAAGACAUUUUGCGACAAAGGAGCUCUAAAGAUUCAUUUUUCGGCUGUACAUCUUAGAGAAAUGCAUAAGUGCACAGUUGAAGGAUGUAGUAUGAUGUUUAGUUCCAGAAGGUCAAGAAACAGGCAUAGUGCAAAUCCAAAUCCAAAACUGCACUCACCUCACUUAAGGAGAAAAAUUUCUCCACAUGAUGGUAGGAGUUCUCAGAUUCAUCCAGUUCUCAUAUCACCACACGGGGCUGGUCUAGGUAUGCCGCCUGUUAUGAGUUCUAUGCAUCCAUUUGGCCCGUAUCCUCUAAUGAACGCGCCGCAUAAUUUGAGCCAGUUUCCACAUAACGUUCAUCUAGACUAUAAAAAUAGUAUGAACUUCUCACCUACAAUUGAUCAAACGCAUAUGCGACGUGAAUCUGACUCGGUUGAAAAAGAUCAAGAUGGCCAGGGGGAUUCUGAUGAAGAUGAUGGUAUCGUCGUGGUCGCAGGAGAUGACGAUGACGACGAAGGUGAUCACAUGGAAACUAGUGAUUAUUACUCCAACCUCAAUAAGUCAAUUGGCUCAGUAGAUUCUGAAAACGAAUACGAUCAAAGAAGUGUCAGCGACAACGAUAAUGGAGAUAGUAGGAAAGAUGAAACUGCUAACUCAGAAAGUAUAAAAAGAAAACGCAAGAAUUUAAACCCGACUCGUAUACACAAUAAUAUCGCAAUGGAUACACACAAAGCCGAUCAAAUUAUGAACGACAAGGAGCAUAACGAGGAAGAAGCUCUAGAUUUAAAAAGAGUGAAAACUGAAGAACCUGAUGCUCAUCACAAAAGACAUACUGAAUCAAAAGAGACAGAAGAGCAAUUAAAAAUUAAACAAGAGUAUUCAUCACUCAAAGACGAACCUAGUGAAUCAAACUAUAACAAUGCACAAGAUUUACGUGUAAAAGAGGAAGCUAUAGAAAAAAUAGACUGCAAAGCGUCUGAUAACAUUCCGUCUAACGAUGAAUUUUCUUCUGAAAAUGCUCUGAAACGAUUAGAGAGUCUUUCAAAAGGUGACUUCCCAAACAUGUUAAAAAGAGCAGAUGCAUACAGUUCCUUGCCCUUUAACUUAUCAGUGAACGAAACGAUGGAAUAUGCAGAUAGAUCACCUUCUUCAUCAGUAUCCAGUUACGAUUACAACACAGAAGAAGCCCAUGGACAGAUUUUUGGUCACUUCGAAAAUGGAUUCUUCAUAAGUACCACAGAUGUUCCAGUAGACCACGAAAACCCGGGCAAAUGUACAGUUUGCGGAAAGUUGUUCCAAAAUAUUUACGUCUUAAAAACACAUUACCAAAACGCACAUUUGAAACUCAUGUACAGAUGUACUACUGAAGGUUGCAGGGCCGCAUUUCCCUCAAAGAGAAGUAGAGACCGGCACAGCGCAAAUACAAACUUGCACAGAAAAAUAUUAGAAGAUUUGCGAGUACGAGAUGAAUCACCAACAAGAAUUAUAGAGAAGGCACGUGAGCAAACAGAUUUGAUGGCAAGAUUUAGCGACGACGAACGAGCAAUACCAUACAUAGAGUCACAUAAAUACUAUCGUGCAAAAGAAAGUGAUAAACUAAAAAGUCACAUUAGUCAGAUUCCUUUUGGAACUCCUUACGCACCUCUACAGUUACCUGAAGCAUAUCUAAAUAAUCGUGAUAUGUUCGCUCAGCACCCAUUUCUUUUUACGCCUUUUGGUAUGUUACCCAACUUCCCUCCCAUUCCUUUGGGUUUUCUUCCGCCGGGGUUGAACGCUUUUGGCUGUCAAAAUACAAACUUUUCUCCUCCGCUACCUAGAAAACUGAGUUACUGCAUAGAAGACGAAGCGCCGCGACCGAAUAAAGAUGGCACAUAUCCAUGUCGGGCUUGCAGGGAGAGUUUCAAAGAUCUGGCCAGUCUAAAGCAUCACUGUGAAACAGUCCACGUACAAUCAUUACAUCGCUGUUCCAUGAGCGGUUGCAAUGCUGCGUUCUUUUCAAGGACUAAGCGUAACAUUCACUACGAGGCCCAUGUUACUCGAAGACAGAACGGCAGAAGUCUCCACGUCAGUCCAACGUGACCUUAUUAAAGUGCUUGCAUCAAUGAAUCUUCAGUGCAUUUGUGAUGUCAUUUAGAAUUACCAAAUAGAUUAAAUUUAGUGUUUAAAAUGUACAAGUCAGUACCUUCAAUUCUCGUAGAAUCGUGAGUGGUAUGUAAUAAUUUCAAUGUUUAAUAUCUGUACAUAUUUAGCGGCUGAGCCGUUUCUCCGUUUGGCUAUGUGUAUAUAACUUUACUGUACGUUUCAAUUAUAUAGUAGGUAGUAUUUGUAAAAUCAACAUUCCAUAGUAAUAAUUGUGCAAUAAAUAUGUAAAUAAAUAAUGUUAGAUGUGUAAUGUAUGUACAAAACUAAUGUUAUAUGCCUAAUGGUUAGAUAACAUUGAUUUAAUAAUGUGACGGACAAAUUAAACCUACACCAACUCGGUAAAAUACUCUGGAGGACGUAACUCAGUUUUUGAAAGUGACCUGUCAAUUUAUUACAUCAAUGACAAAAUCAUAUCUUGCUAUUUUGGUGCUAAUAUACUUCAAAAUUAUUUCAAUAAUUAUCUCUUCAAUGUAUUCUAAUUAAUUAAAUAAUGUAAAUUUAAUAAGUUUGUGAGAUUACUGUGAAUAUAUUAAAUGUAUAAGAACCAAAAAGUAUUAAAACUUAAGGUUGUAUUUAGGGUCACACCCAACUAUUCAGCUAGUACGUAUCAGCACUGCACCUAUUACUAAGAAACAUUAUCGGUUUUAUUACCGAUUCAUCAACGAUUAUUGAAACACAAAAAGUACUUUUUAAUUAUUUAACAGUGGCAAAUUGGUAGAAGAAGCUUUAUUUGCUAGC